This is a messenger RNA of Pieris macdunnoughi, 426 nucleotides long. The record is from the annotation of a GenBank genome assembly. Lineage: Eukaryota; Metazoa; Arthropoda; Insecta; Lepidoptera; Pieridae.
AUGAUAUCGAGACUAGUGGUUUUAUUUUUGUUAUAUUGGAGGCAUAGGACACAGCCAUUAUCAACGAUACCCUACAGAUUUGUGGCAUCUUCAGCUAUGUAUCGUCCUGGAAUGCGCAUCACUGUAUCAAUUGAAGGAGUAGAUACCUUCAAGGGUUUCUUCAUUCAAGCACGUUCAGUGGAAACAAACGACUGGAUUGGGGCUUGGGAGAAGACACCCAACACGACUGUGCAUCCUGAAUGCUCGUCCGUGACACACGCGGAUCCAAGAGACAAAUCUAGGGCUACACUUGUAUGGCGUUCGCCUCAGCAUACACAUGGCAGAGUGUAUUUUACGGGAACAAUUUUAAAGAACUAUGGAACAUUUUGGUCCAACCUAAUUGCCGAUGCACCUCAAGACCCUGCCGACUUGCAAAUCAUUGGGUAA